GCAUUUGAUUUGUCACAUUUUGUGUUUCAGAAAAUUUCUGGUGCAUGCUGUCAGUGAUUAUGUAGAGAGCCAAUCGUAUUUUUUCAUGGCUCUACCGUCGCUGUUGUUCUCACCUGCCCGUCGAUUUGCACCUCAAUUCCGCCCAUCAACAUGCAACACGAGAUUGCUUUUCAGAUGCUGUACAAAUAUCCCAGACCCUAAGGAAAAGACGAGAUCAUUGAUCAAAUACGUCCCAUCAUCCAUUGUACCCUAUUGGAAAUUGGCGCGCGUGGACAAGCCCAUUGGGUCGUGGCUGUUGUUUAUACCCGGAGCAUGGAGCAUAGCACUGGCAGCGCCUGCUGGAGGGCUUCCGGAUGCGCGAUUGCUGGCUUUGUUUGGCGUGGGAGCGCUCUGCAUGCGUGGUGCUGGGUGCACGAUCAAUGACAUGUGGGAUGUGGAGUUUGAUAAGAAGGUGGAGAGAACGAAAACCAGGCCGAUUGCCAGUGGCCAGGUAUCGUAUGGCCAGGCCACGGCCUUCUUGGCAUUGCAGCUCAGCGGAGCACUAGCUGUGUUGCUCUCACUCAACUUCUACUGCUUUCCUCUCGGUGCCUUGGCCUUGCUGCCUGUUGCCAUGUACCCUCUUGCCAAGCGCUUCACUGACUGGCCUCAAGCUGUCCUCGGUUUGACAUUCAACUGGGGUGCUAUCAUGGGCUGGGCUGCUGUGCAUGGCUCACUAGACCUGGGUGUUGUAGUACCGCUCUAUAUAGCCUGUAUCAACUGGACACUGGCCUAUGACACCAUCUACGCCCAUCAGGAUAAGAAAGAUGACAUCAAUGUUGGUGUGCGCUCGACCGCCCUGCUGUUUGGGGAUAGGACACGCGGUGUGUUGACUAGCUUUGCACUGAGCAUGGCUGGACUGCUGUCGCUGGCUGGCUACAACGCUGCACUGACUGCACCCUACUAUGCAGCAGUUGCAUUGGCUUACGUGCACCUGCAGCACCAGAUUAGCACGGUGGACUUGGACAAGCCAGCUGACUGUGGUGCCAAGUUCAUGUCUAACCAGCAGAUUGGGCUCAUCCUCUUCAUCGGUAUUGUUCUCGGAACGCUGCUGAAAAAGCCAACAACAGCGGAAUCUGACUGCUCACAGCGUCCGCGAUCGACUAUCCCAACAGAGUGAUCUUGGUGCUGCUGUCUGAGAAAUCUGCACGUUGCCCAAGGAACGGGAAAUCUUUGCAGAGGAACUGGGUGAUUGGGCUCACCUUUGCUGGAUUGUUUUCACAACUUCUAUCUCUGGCAGUGGAUGUUGCCUUGCAGUAUUAAACCAUGGUAUUAAACCGUGCUAUUCUGCUAUCCGGAGCGUAGUACGGUAUCCAACCCAAUGUCAGCUAUACGCUACACAGUAAGUCAAGGGCAGUGACAUUGUUCACUGUCAUCACCUGCAGUGUGCCCUGUAGCACUGUGAGACUACCGACGGUGGACAGUCCACCAGCCUCCAGCAGUCGGAAGCUGGCGUGCUCCUCUUCGGUGACGUCAACUAGCUAUGGGCGUGAGGAGCACUCUGCUGGGUUACGAGUGCUUGUCAGACCAAGACCAGCGGGUACUGGCACUGUUAGUUGUAAUCUACUUCUUAAGUACUGCUGAGUGGAUUCCCAGCUAACGCCAGCUGCAAGGCAUUAGCUACCUUGCACCGAGGACUCUGUGUUUGGUCUCCACUGGCUUUGUUCAAUCAAGUUACUGAACAACAAGUAACGUUACAUGAUCGUAGUGGUGUCAAUAUUGUUCCCAGCCACCACCGGCACCAUCACCCCACCGGCUAUGUGUAGUACACUGUAGCGAUAUGUGAUGCGAUAACAACUUGUGCCAUGGUGCUGCUAGCACAAUGCCAGCAACACCAUGGCACUUUCUGCCUUUGCUUAUUAGAUGUACUUCGUACCAACCAAUUGGAAUAUUAUCUCUUCACAGGGUCCAGAAGAAAACUAUCCUUGAGAUCACCAUCCAGCAGGGAUGAAUUUACUGUCAUAUUUUUGCAUAGCAGUUUCUGCUAUACGAAAUCACAAUUGUGUAGCAGUCUUUGAUUUUGAUUAGCCUCUUUUCUUUGAAGGUAGGGUAUUUACCACAUUGUCCUUCUUGAGAGUGAUGCCUGAAAGCCCAUUUGGAGAAAAAAACGACUGAAGCAUA
Molecule: messenger RNA, 2157 nt
Organism: Sycon ciliatum
Lineage: Eukaryota; Metazoa; Porifera; Calcarea; Leucosolenida; Sycettidae
Product: 4-hydroxybenzoate polyprenyltransferase, mitochondrial-like
Exons: 6
Coding region: 86-1156 (356 amino acids)
Biological process (GO): ubiquinone biosynthetic process
Cellular component (GO): mitochondrial inner membrane
Molecular function (GO): 4-hydroxybenzoate polyprenyltransferase activity
Source: RefSeq, a predicted model, not a curated record